This is a messenger RNA of Rosa chinensis, 877 nucleotides long. RefSeq names its product jacalin-related lectin 19-like. The coding region runs from base 109 to 786 and encodes 225 amino acids. The transcript has 2 exons. Gene Ontology annotation, molecular function: carbohydrate binding. The record is from RefSeq and is a predicted model, not a curated record. Lineage: Eukaryota; Viridiplantae; Streptophyta; Magnoliopsida; Rosales; Rosaceae.
CAUCUUGCUUCUUUUGCUUUUUGUUGAUGUAUGAAUACGACUUUUAUUAAGCAACGAUCAAUACACUUCUCUUUGCUUUCCUUCAGAGUCUAAUUACAGGAAGCAAGCAUGUUUAUCACCCCCACUCUUAGCAUCUCUUGCAUAACUUGUAUGCAGCAGGGGGAGGAAGGUAGCAAUAAGGAUCAUGAAUCGCAUGGGAAGAUAAGGCUCAACGGCUUCGUGCCGGAGAAUCCAUAUGGAGGAACCGGUGGAGGUCUUUGGGAUGAUGGUAUGUACCAUGGCGUAAGAGAAAUCGCUGUCACUUCUGGUUUAUGCAUCGACUCAAUUCGUGUGGCGUAUGAUAAAGAUGGUGAGCUUGUCACUGCUCAUAAGCAUGGAGGUGACGAAGGCGGCGCCAAUGCUCAGAUCAAGCUAGAGUAUCCAGAUGAGUUCCUAGUGAGUGUUAGUGGACAUUGUUUUGGGGCACCCUGGAUAGUUGGUGAUCCGGUGGUGAUACGGUCACUCAAAUUUGAGAGCAAUAGAAGAACAUUUGGACCAUUUGGAGUUGAAGUAGGCACACCUUUUACUUUCACAGUUGAAGAUGGAGGCCAAAUUGUUGGCAUGAAGGGAAGAAGUGGUUUGUACAUAGAUGCAAUUGGGUUUCACAUAUCCCAUGCCCCCAAAAGAAAACUCUUUCGGAGAGUUAAGGAGGGUCUUAAAAAGCUUUGGCCUUCAAAAGCUUAUGACAUCUUGAUUAAAAUCACCAAACCUCUUCAAAUUUUUCAAUGUACAUGUAUAAGCAUGUGAUGAAUAUUAAUUUCUUGUCAAGUGUAAAGUAAUUUGAUAUUGUACUUCCAUAUUGUACAUGAUGCUUUUCAAAAAUUAAAGUUUUGUUGAA